Molecule: messenger RNA, 829 nt
Organism: Paramisgurnus dabryanus
Lineage: Eukaryota; Metazoa; Chordata; Actinopteri; Cypriniformes; Cobitidae
Source: RefSeq, a predicted model, not a curated record
AAAAUAUAUAUAUAUAGAGAGAGAGAGAGAGAACGAGAAAAGGGUUAUGUGAAAAGUUCUUAAAUUGCUGUGUUUAAUCGAACUUCAUCUUGUCUUGCAUAUCAUAUUGCUCGGUACAUCUCUGCACAACAUGUUCAAACUGUUUGUGUUGGCCACAGUAGUGCUCUACUGUAACGGCUGCUUCUCUCCCAAUUUAGACCUCACGGAUGACGGAUGUAUUGACAUGGAUGGAACUUUCCACGAGUAUAACUCUAUCUGGGAGGAUGGAACUUACACCUGUGUAUGUAUCCAACCAGAGCCCAAGUGUUGCCCAAGCGAUGAGGUGAACGUUGGGGAGGAUGACGAGAGUUUUGAUGAAGACGGUGACGAUAACAGUAAUGAAGAUGGGGAAAACUUACAAGAGUAUCUUGACGCUGUCCAAAACGGUAUCGCUGCCCUUGGUAAUGGUGCUGGAGAAAAGUAGUUAAUGAAGGAUCCUGAGGAUGAAAAAACUAUUCCGGAGGGACUGAUUUCUUUUACAUGAUUACAUAAGUUUCCCAUUAAAUACAAGUUAAAUAAAAAUAAUAAACCAUACAUUGUGUUUUUGUGAAAAUACCAUAAUACAUCAAACAAUACAUAUAUUAAACAUAAAUGUAAAUAUUUUGAUAUUACAGAUUAUUAGAUUGAUUAUCUGUUCUUGCACCAAUCAGAGAAAAAAAAAGUCAGCAAUGCACAUUUGUGUUUGUUUGUGCCUUUAUGGAAAAUUAUUCUGUAAGACCUAAUUGUUGCAAUGUACCUACAGUACAUAUGAAAAAGCAUCUAAAAAUUAAAUUGAUUAUAAUUUACCAAC